AUCACCGGGCGCGAUGGCACGUUUCGCAGCGUUUUGGGUGCUCUGCUGUAUCUUGACCGGAAAGGGGUUGGCAGCUCAAUUGACGAGCUUUUCGCUGGAAUUUGUACACUUUUUGGGCGGUCAAAGUGCGAGCUGGAACCACUCGGAUCCUGCUACGGAGCAUUACGACCGACAAUGUCUCGAUCCUGAACUUUUUGCGAGUGGGUUGGAGAAUGGUGAAAUGUGGGCGAUCAAUUUUUAUGACUCAUGGGGUAAAGUUCCGGCUGGACUCCUCUUCGGGAAUGUGUACGAGCUUGGAAACUUUGAUCAAUGUCGACGAGCCCGCCACAGUCACUAUCACGGAACAACGAGCAUAUCUGGACAGCAUUGCACUCUGAUGGUUGACGCAAGCGUUUUGCAGCUGCCGAUAGGCCCAAUCUGGUACGGUGUUUGUAUGCCCGGCGUUUGUAGACCCCAACUGGUUGGUCAGUUGGCAAAUGAAUUCUUCAAGACGCGUGAAAUGAGAGUUCUGAACGACCCGGAGAUGUUCUGUUAUCGGGAUGAGGAAAAGGAGUUUUCAACACUGGCGAUUGUGACGAUCGUAUUAUUUUCUUGUUACGGAUUCAUCCUGCUGUUGGCAACAAUUAUGGACCUGGUGUACAAGUGGACACAUAAUGUGGCACCAUCGAAUAUUCUGCGCUUUUCCGCGUACAGGAAUGUGCUUAAGAUAUUUGAGACCACUCCCAAAAGUGCUUCAAAGGCUGGCACCAUGGACUGUGUGAACGGUAUUCGAGCCUUGUCAAUGCUGUGGAUCAUCGUAAACCAUGUCCACGAUACCACCUACGGUCUCCCAACGGUCAACGGAGUUAUGCGAACUGAGUACGGGAAUUCCUACUUUGGUGUUCUCUUCCACAGACUUGGUGGAAAGGCUGUCGACAUCUUCCUAAUGUUGAGCGGAAUGUUGGUGACCAUGAAAAUCUUACGGGAGUUGGAUCGAGACAAGAAGCUCAACUUGGUGCAACUCUACCUUCAUCGGAUCCUUCGGAUUGUCCCAGCGUUCGCAGCAAUGAUCCUGUUUGUAGUCGCUUUCACUGAUCUUUUCGGUGAAGGAGUCCUCUUCAAGGCAGUCUACCAGGAAGGAAUCGAACCAUGCCGCACUAGCUGGUGGAAGGCGCUUCUCUUCUUCCAGAACUACGUGCACUACUCCGAGAUGUGCUUCCCCCACACUUGGUACCUGUCGGUAGACAUGCAGUUGUACAUUCUUUCUCCGUUAAUCUUGAUUCCGCUGUGGAAGCUUGGCAGGCGUUUCUCCACCGUAAUCAUUCUCCUAGCUCUUCUCUCGAUGUCCUGCGUCUUUACGACCUUCAUGGUGAACGAAUACCGGUUGAACAAAGCGGCACCCGUAGGAGACGGUCAAAUGCCUAACAAAACGUACUUCCCAACCCACACCCGGAUGUCCGUGUGGCUAUUCGGCGUCCUGUUCGGCUACUUUCUACACAAAACGCGCUCCAGAAGCAUCAAACUGUCCAAACUCACGCAACUUAUCGGUUGGACCCUAGCAGCCGCCAUCAUAAUUGUAACCAGCUACUCCCUAAAGCAAGUCUACACCGGAGAUUACAAGACAAUCCCACCAGUAGCGGAUGCCUUCUACGAAUCCCUGCAUCGCUCCUUCUGGGCAUUCCUCGUCAUGUGGAUCGUCUUCACCUGUAUCAACGGGUACGGAGGACUCGUGGACGACUUCCUCAGUUGGUCCUUCUGGCAGCCGCUGGCGAAGCUCUCCUACACCAUGUACCUGAUUCACAUCUGGAUUCAGGCCCUGGUCGUGGUGAUGCUGCUGAAGGCACCGGUGUACUUUAGCUUGAUGGGAGUUUUUACGUCCAUUUGUGGGCUAGUUGGGAUUAGCGCUGCAGCGUCGGUAGUGUGGAGUGUGGCGUUCGAGUAUCCGUUCUUUGGGUUGGAGAGAUUGUUUGUGCGGAAAAGAGAAUAAACAUUGCUUGGUUUUU
Molecule: messenger RNA, 1982 nt
Organism: Culex quinquefasciatus (southern house mosquito)
Lineage: Eukaryota; Metazoa; Arthropoda; Insecta; Diptera; Culicidae
Product: O-acyltransferase like protein
Molecular function (GO): acyltransferase activity, transferring groups other than amino-acyl groups
Source: RefSeq, a predicted model, not a curated record